CAUUGCAAGGCCAUCCAAAGAUCAUUCGUCGCCACAGGAACGUGUCUUUGUUCUUUUCUCGGUCAUUUCAUUCAAUGCGUAUCCUUUUUGUGUAUUUAUCACUCUAAUUGUUAAAGUGAUAACAAUUAGUUUGCUAUUAUAAAAGCCGUACGAAUCAAUCGUCGGAAUCAAUCAUCAACCUGCUUCAACCUACAAGUUGUUAACUUAUUUCCUUACAGCCUCCUCGACACCGACGCUUCGAAUACAAUAUAUAUAACCCUACCCUCUAUAAAUGCUUCAGUCAAGACUAACUGAACUUCCCCUUCCUACCGAUAUCUUUAGGGAAAUUGCUUCUUGUAUUCCACCCCGGAACGCAACCGAGAUCUUGAACUUUGCGUUGACGUCAAAACAUAUCUAUGCUUGCGUUUCCUCGUUCCUUUAUCAUGAGAUUGAAGUACGAGACUUCAAACGCGCAAAUACACUCAUUCAACACCUUUUAAUCCGCCCUGCACAAGCACGUUUAGUGCACCAACUGAUCCUUAGGCCAAACUACCUCCGAAUGACAUCGAAAAAGCGUCUCUUGAAAGAACGAGAACUUGCUCUUGUGCUGCAGCGGCUGGCUCCAAAUUUGCCACACUUGCGGAAAUUCGUAUGGGAUGGCCUUGAGAUCCCCGAAAGCGAUCUAUGGGCUGCUUUAAGGGCUGGGUGUCCACUAUUGAAAGAAAUUGGAACGAAUCUUGGUUGUGAACAGUUUGAUUUUGAUAGCGAGCUGUUCGCAUUUUCAGGUCUCCAAAGUUUCUCACUCACAACUGAACUCCACGGUGGACGGUACGACGUUCCAAACCCUGACCUUUUCCCCUUUGGAGACCAGCUACCUCCUGCACUUUGGACCAUGAUCGUUGACCGUUCUCCUCAUCUUCGAUCUUUGGUUGUCGGGGACAUCGGUGCAACCCUAUGUGGCAAUCGCAGACUUGAUAUUCGCCCUAUGAUGCGCGCGCGAUGGCAAAACCUCGAGUCCUUAUCGCUCGAUACUGUCUCUGUAUCUCAUUCCGACGACUUCAUGAUCAGUCGUCGCGAAAAACAACUGCCAUUCAGUGAGUUCUUUGAACAGCAUAAAUACGGCUUGAAAAAUCUGUCGUAUCAUCGGUUCGACGCUGCUACGUAUGGGACAAUUGAUGAUCAGGAUGAUAGCGAGGAAAGCGCUCAAUCUAGUGUCGCCGACGCUCCUCACAGUGAUUUACCUCAGGCUGAAAACUUCAAACUGGCUCUUGUAUCUCACGGAUUGGGUUUUCUAACAACUGAGUCCAUACAAUAUCACGUACUCCAGGAGCUCAUGUUCACAGAUGAAGGAUAUCGUCCGGAUUGGCUGCCAUUGUUCGGAGAACUCUUGAGAGAACUGCCAAAUUUGAAAAGGUUCGGAGUGUGGGUUGAUUUUUCGCGCACGUAUUCAGUACAAGAGGAGGACGAGGGGAAGUUGAAGAAACCGACCUUGGCUGAUCAAAGGAAAUUAUUGAGGGAGUUAUAUGAGUCUUGUCCGCCUAAGUUAGAGAGCCUGAAAUUGUUGCUUUCAACGAAAUCAAAGGAGACGAUAUAUUGGCGCGAUAUUCCUUCAAUACUUCGCCGUAAUGACACUGCCCAAAUCUCUACCGCAGGCCGAUGCCAGCUCAAACAGCUUGAGAUAUGGAAGGUCUUUAAAAUCGGAGACCGCGAAAAGUUAAGGGAUACAGCUCUCAAAAUUGCGCUGGACGAAGACCAUGGCCGAAUUGGCCACACAGCUGAUCACAGUAAUCAUCAUGACAUUGGACAAUCUUCUGGACCUCUCAAAUUCACUGCUCCCUUGCUCGAAAACAUUGUACUUGUCGUUUGUUUGUUUCCAUGGAGUACUUCCAUCAGUAAACGAGUGGAUAUCUUACAGCAUGCUUCGUACCAAGUCCAUCGCCGGCAUAUCGAUCAUUCGACUCUCGAUUCGAAGAGGAUCCUAGAGGCUACCUCUUCUGUUGAAAUUUCCACUCAAUCGCAACAACCUAGCAUGUCCAAGAAAGCUUUGUUUGGCGCAUUGCCCAGCUCAGUGCGGAAGCUGAAAGUCUGGGCCCAAACUUGGAAUACCUUUACAGUGCCGGUAUGAGCUUCAGCUAGUGCCGGUGUUAUCUUUCCAUGGGAAGAUGAUGGUGGAUGGGAGGAGGUUGAGGUUUGGAUCACCAACGAUUGUUAUCGGUGGUCACAAAGCAAAUCAUAAAAGGGAGUUGAAUGAAAUAGAGUCAGGUAGGAAGUGGAGAGCUGUAGAGAGCUGUCCGAGUGAGUGCUCCGGCUGACCCGCCGUCUAGCGGUGUGAUAGCACGAUCGUGGAAGAAAUUACUCAGGUCAGAGGAAUGUAUGGAAACAGGAUUGGAUCAAACUUGCUGAAAGCAGAAUAUAUAUCAUAAUACAAUCCAGAUUGUAUUUGUCGUAACUUGAGCAAUGCGGUUAUCAUGCCAAUCUGAAAAAUCUGUAAAUUUGCUAGAGCAACGGUA
Molecule: messenger RNA, 2489 nt
Organism: Lentinula edodes (shiitake mushroom)
Lineage: Eukaryota; Fungi; Basidiomycota; Agaricomycetes; Agaricales; Omphalotaceae
Exons: 6
Coding region: 272-2104 (610 amino acids)
Source: RefSeq, a predicted model, not a curated record